Molecule: messenger RNA, 1020 nt
Organism: Arachis duranensis
Lineage: Eukaryota; Viridiplantae; Streptophyta; Magnoliopsida; Fabales; Fabaceae
Product: proteasome subunit beta type-6
Exons: 8
Coding region: 145-846 (233 amino acids)
Cellular component (GO): proteasome core complex
Molecular function (GO): threonine-type endopeptidase activity
Source: RefSeq, a predicted model, not a curated record
AAAAAAAAAGGGAAAGAAAAAAGGGAGGUCAGUGUUUGUAAUUGUUGUGCUGUGUCCCCAAAUUCGUUUGCACUGCUUCAAAACUUGAGAGAGAGCUUAGGGCAUCGAACUCUUAAACCCCUUUCACUCACUCACUGAUCAACAAUGGAUCAGAAGAUGGACUUCAAUGCCCCUCAUUCCAUGGGAACCACCAUCAUUGGAGUCACCUACAACGGCGGCGUCGUCCUCGGCGCCGAUUCUCGCACCAGCACCGGAGUGUAUGUUGCUAACCGCGCUUCGGAUAAAAUCACACAACUUACUGAUAAUGUCUACGUCUGUCGCUCUGGAUCGGCUGCAGAUUCUCAGGUUGUCUCUGACUAUGUUCGCUACUUCCUUCAUCAACACACUAUACAGCUUGGACAACCUGCAACAGUCAAAGUUGCUGCCAACCUUGUUCGGCUUCUUUCAUAUAACAACAAGAAUUUCUUAGAGACUGGCUUGAUUGUUGGUGGUUGGGACAAAUAUGAAGGUGGCCAAAUUUAUGGAGUUCCUCUUGGUGGAACAAUAGUGCAACAACCUUUUGCUAUUGGAGGAUCUGGCUCCAGUUACUUGUAUGGUUUUUUCGACCAAGCCUGGAAGGAAGGAAUGACCAAGGAUGAAGCUGAGGAUUUAGUGAAAAAGGCAGUUUCACUUGCCAUUGCUAGGGACGGGGCAAGUGGUGGUGUCGUCCGAACAGUCAUUAUAAACUCGGAGGGAGUGACGAGAAACUUCUACCCCGGUGAUCAACUUCCGCUAUGGCACGAGGAAUUGGAGCCGCAGAACUCAUUGCUAGACAUCCUUGGUGCCCCUGAGCCAAUGAACAUCUGAAGAUAUUGGCGGUGCUAAAAUCAAGUUGCAUGCUGUUUUCAUAUCUUUUCUGAACUAGUCUAAAGAUUUGUAACCGAUUAAAUUGUGUUUGUGUGGAUAAUGUUUUUCUUCUGGUGUUAUAUUCCCAGUGCUAUGUACCAUGAAGAUUCAGGAUAUUUAUUUCUUCAGUCUUCA